GCCCGCGGCCGCACCCUCGACGGGCCCGCCAACUGUUCGGCGAAAUGCUCGACUCGAGAAUCGCCCCUGACAUUUGCACCUUCAACACUCUCAUUCGCGGGUUCUGCUUGAACAGGUCGGUCGAUGAGGGGUUCGAGUUGUUCCGCGAUAUGGGGGGGUACGGGUGUUGCCCGGAUGUUGUUACUUAUAAUACACUGCUCGAUGGGCUAUGUAGAGCUGGGAAGGUUGAGACUGCACGGAAUUUCUUGGGUGGGAUGAAGAGGAGAGGGGGAGACAGUUCUGUUUCUCCGAACGUUGUGUCGUAUACUACUUUGAUUCGGGGGUUUUGUGGGUGUGGGGAUGUGGUGAGGGCUGUGGAGGUGUUUGACGAGAUGGUCGGGAUGGGAGUGAAGCCGAAUAAGGUGACAUAUAAUACGCUUGUCAAGGGGCUUUGCGAAGCGAAGAGGAUGGAUCUGGUGAAGGAGCUUUUGGAACGGGAGGAUGCAGUGUUCAAGCCGGAUACCUGCACGUUCAAUACUCUGAUGGCUGCACAUUGUGAUUUUGGGAGAGCGGAUGAUGCGGUGAAGGUUUUUGAGAGAAUGUUGGAGUUGCGGGUGAAGACUGAUUCGGCUAGUUAUAGUACACUGAUACGGGGAUUUUGCAAGAGUGGAGAGUUUAAGAGAGCGGAGGAGCUUGUUGAUGAGAUAUUGGAGAAGGGGGUGUUGAAGAGGCGAGGAGUUUGUGUUCCUUUAAUGGCCGCCUAUAACCCGAUUCUUGAUCACUUUUGUCAUAAUGGGAAGGCGAAUAGGGCUGGAAUGCUGAUGAGGGAGCUGAUCGAGAGAAGGGCGACAAUAGAUAUUGGUGCAUUUAAGACGGUGAUUUUGGGAUAUUGUAGAGAGGGCGAGCUGAGAGAAGCCUAUAAGCUAUUAGUCUCAAUGGUAAGGAGGAACCUCAAUCCAGAUUUUGAGGUAUUUGAGGUUUUAGUUGAAGGAUUCUCGGCAAAGGAGGAUCAUGGUUUUGCUUGGAAGGCUCUAGAGAGAAUGUUAAAUUGUGGGCAUCGGCCUAGGACGAGUACUUUCCACUCGGUGCUUGCUGGGCUUUUAAAGAAAGAUGGUUUUGCUGAAGAAGCUGGUAAUUUGGUUGCCGUGAUGGUGGAGAGAAAAGUUCGUCAUCAUAUCGACCUUUCAACUGGUGUUGUUGCCAGUCUUCUUGGUAUGGGAUUGAACGAUAGAGCUUUUGAGAUUGUUGGGCUGCUUUAUGAUAACGGGUAUUGUGUAAAGAUGGAGAAGUUGGCUGAAUCUCUUUACAAAGGCAACAAGUACUUAGAGGCACGAGAUCUUCUGCUUUUUAGUUUGAAAAGGAAUGAGACUUUGGAUGCCGAAGUUCAUGCCAGGGUUAUUAACAGCCUUUGCGCAACUGGGAAAGCGGCAGAGGCAUUUGAACUCUUCUAUGCAGUGAAUGAAAAGGGAAGCGGCUGUGUCAUCUCUUCUUGUUUGAAUGAUUUAAGAGAUGCCCUUGAGAAAAUUGGGAAGUUUAGAGAGGCGGAGUUUGUUUCUAAACAAAUGAACCGCUUGGAAACUGUACCUGAUGGAGAUAAGCUGAUACGGGCACAAAAUGACAUGACGCACCGAAAAACAACAAAUUUUAGAAAAAUACAAAACCAUAAUGGCAAUUAUAAAGCAAAAGUGUCAAGUUCAAUAUCUGAAACAAGAUGGCCUUACAAGCGAAGUGUUCAUGCCUCAUAGCUCACAUAUGUGAGACUUACUUCAUUUCCAUUCUUUUGACUGAGAGCCUUUUCAGACAAGGGUUCUAUACAGGGCCUUGAAAAUGUGAGAAAUUUUUCAGACGAUGAAGCUUUAUGAUAGUUAUCUAUAGCAAGAAAGAUUUCCUGAAUAUGAAGAAGUUGGCGAAGGAUCAAGAACAUGGAUCUCUGAAGGUAUCAUACACGUUUUCGUAGUCACUACAAUUAUAUACCUUGAAGAAAAGACACAUGGAAGAAACUUUAUAAUUGAUCUAUAAACUCAAGCGAUGAGCUAUUCCUUUCUCGUCGAUAAUGCCUUCUUCUCUAUUGCAGUCUGCUAACAGGGGACACCCUCUAUAUGGAAACCAUAAUGGACAAAAUGCAAAUUCUUCUACGCUUCAACGACGAUUGUCUAAGACUUGCACAUGACCUUUUAAGUGUAUUUUAUAAUGAUUGCCUCAUUAAAGUCAUAUCAAAUGUUGCAGAGACCUUUUGGUCUAUGGAGAUUGGAGAACUACCACUGACUAGAAACCAUGCAUUUUCUCCGCUUGUGGUACAGAGAAGACUGUGUAGCAACACCUAUGGAAUAAGAUUCAAUAUCACCAUCGUAUUCGCCAUGUUCCACAAAAAGUAGUUCAUUAUAGCGCACAACUUCAAGUUCAACAGAUUCCAUGAUCACGGUCAGAAGAGUAGGAUUGACCCUCAAUCUAAUGCCCCUUUCCUGUAUUUUUAAUUACCUUCAAUGCUACUUUCGCUCCAUGAGAGGUCUACGAAUCCGGAGGAAGCUUUCAAGUGAAAGCAGGAUACGGACAAUUGGCAGCAUUUCCUGAUUAUCUUUGAAUGGACAAAAUGUAUGAGAAAUGUGUAUUAGUUGUCUUGUUAUUCUUCGUGCACUCUUGCUUAGCUUACAAUAACAUGCACAGCACAAAAAUUUACCAUGAAUAAAAACUUGAUGCUUGAUGAUU
This is a messenger RNA of Asparagus officinalis (garden asparagus), 2685 nucleotides long. Its product is annotated as pentatricopeptide repeat-containing protein At1g02060, chloroplastic-like. The transcript is spliced from 4 exons. The coding region runs from base 45 to 1724 and encodes 559 amino acids. The record is from RefSeq and is a predicted model, not a curated record. NCBI's taxonomy places the organism in Eukaryota, Viridiplantae, Streptophyta, Magnoliopsida, Asparagales, Asparagaceae. Gene Ontology annotation, molecular function: protein binding.